AUGGAUGGAGAAACAGCUCUGCAUAGAGCUGCUUUGAAUGGCGACGAGAAGGAAGCUCAAAACCUCAUCGUUUUAGGAGCCGACCCUAAUAUUCGAAAUAAUUUUAAUGUGACACCUCUGGAUCAUGCUGCUUCGAAAGGUCACACGAGUAUCGCCGAACUUCUCAUCUACGCUGGAGCCAAUGUUGAUGCUGAAUCUAAUGUGAAAUGGACACCUCUUCAUUCAGCAUGCAUGUGUGGUCAUGAGAAUGUUGCUGAACUUCUCAUCCGUAAAGGAGCCAAUGUUCAUAAGGAAACUGAUAUGAAAAACACACCUCUUCAUUUAGCUGCUCAGAAUGGUAAUAGUUGAAUACUUGUCUUUACCAAAAGAAGAUUGAUUUGAUC
Messenger RNA from Sitodiplosis mosellana (orange wheat blossom midge), 383 nucleotides. Its product is annotated as ankyrin repeat domain-containing protein 65-like. Bases 1 to 348 code for a protein of 115 amino acids. Lineage: Eukaryota; Metazoa; Arthropoda; Insecta; Diptera; Cecidomyiidae. Gene Ontology annotation, molecular function: protein binding. The record is from RefSeq and is a predicted model, not a curated record. The transcript has 4 exons.